AGGGGGCGUCGGGAUUUCUCUGCUCUUUGGCGUGGGAUGUUUUUGUUUCAGGUCACUCCGAUGUAUCUCAGGUUCUCGGGUCUUGCUUUUUAUUCUCUCCCCCGAAAGGAGGGUGUGUGAAGUGCUGAGCUCUCCUCUGUGUGGGGGCGUCUGUAUUUGUGUGGUGCGGCACUGCUGCCUUGGCAUUUGGACACUUAUAACUUUUUUUUUACACGCUCGUGUCCAAUCAGUAUAAUGAGGUUUAAUUUGGCUGUGAGAAAGGUGCGCUGCGGGAAUAGGCGAUAUCCUCCCCUCCCAGGCUUCAGUCACUUGUCUCCAUGAUGAAUUCUCCAGAAUAAUAGUAACCCCCAUAAUUUUAUUUUCCUGAAAGUUAUUGGUUCGGAGGUCAGCAAUUAAUUGACCACAUACAAACUGCAGUGAUCUUUAUAAGUUCCUUCUAGUAGCAUGGCUGAGGAUUCUAGCUUACUCCAUAGCAAAGUGAACUGAGGCAUGGGAGAGACAAAUGAUGAUACAAGACUACUAUAUUUAAACUUGCAGUGGUAACCGCAGUUGAGUGAGAGCCUUUUCCACUUGUAAGGACUUUGUACUAGCUCGAUGUCCACUAAAUUGUAGUUACAUUUAAUUUAAGGCCUAAAAUAGGAUGGCUUUGUGUUGGGUUAAACCUGCCAGAUUCCUUCCCUUUUUGUUUCAGUUUUCAAAAGAGUGGCAGGUAUAGAGAAGGAAAGAUCUCAUUCUCCAGCACUGCUUACAUUUUCACAUUCUACAACAUAGGUCUUAGUGUCUUGAUAGAAUUAUAUAAAAGACCUUUUAUGCCCUUGUAAUUGAGCUUUGUUCUUAAAACUUCUCUAGCCUUGUAUUAAUAGUUAGGUGGUGUUUGUAAGAGCUAUCUCAAAAGGUCAAGCUGUUCCACUUGGUCAGUGCAUUAAAAAUUGUAUGUAAUUAGUAUAUUAUUCAUGGACUUCUGUAUAUGUAGAUAGUGCUUUACAAACAUAAGAGAUGGUAACUAUUUGUUCUCCAUGUCCCCUGAAGGUAGGGCAAGAAGUAACAGGCUCAACCUGCAGCAAAGGAGAUUUAGGCUAGAUAUUGGGAAAAUCUUUCUCACUAUAAAGGAAGAUAAGAUUUUGGACUAGGUUUCCAAAGGAGAUUGUGGAAUCCCCGUCAUUGGAGGUUUUUAAGAACAGGCUUGAUUAAAAACCAGUCAGGUGUAGUCUAGGUUUCCUUGGUCCUGUUUCCUUGGUCCUGCCUCAGCGCAGGGAGUUGGAGUUGAUGACUUCUCAGGGUUUCUUCUAGCCCUAUGUGUCUAUGAUUCUAUUUGUUAUAAAGCUCCUACUCAUUUAUCUUGAAAUGCAUAAACAUGCUCAAAGUAAGAUGAUAGAAACAGGCUUUCAGGAUUAUGUAUUUGCCACUAAGGGCCAAACAUUUUAAUUAUGGAUUGAAAAUUGGCACUGAAUAUUCCCUUGCUGGCCUGUAAUAUUAAUUUUAAAGAAAAUGUCGCAUUUAAAAUGUAUCCAACAAAGGUUUAAAUACUUCUUAUUUUGUGACCUUAAAUUCUCUAGUGGCUCAUUGACAAAUGGGCCGAACUAAAAUACUGAGGUCAGGUUCUCCCACUGAUUCUCAUUCAGAAUCACAAAACUGUUUUUAAGGGAUUGUGUCUGAUAGCUAAAACCUAAUAAGGAUUUUUUAAUUAAGAAAAAAAUGUUAAAGGUAACACACUUUUUUUUUUUUAAGACCUACCUAAAACAGUUUAGAGCUCUCAACACUCCCAUGUAAAGUUUUCAGCCAGAUAUGGCAACAUUUUCAUAACUAGUACAUGAGGGAGGGAAAGUGAAACUUAUCUGUCUUCUUUCAGUUUCCAAACUGAAAGAAAAGAAAGAUAAGCAGAAUAAACGGUGACAUGCUCUUUGUUUAUUUUAAAAUGGUUGUUAUAGUAAAGGUACUGAUACUAACAGAUGAUAGUUUAAUAAAUUGAAUUUAAAUAAAUAUUUUGGUGCUGCCAAGAAAAAGAUGCAUCUAUUUAACAUAAUGCCAUGUUAGUAAAUUCAUAUUGUAGUAAAGAUACUACAGAUAUAAAUAUACUGUCAGAUAUUAAUAGUUAGAGCUAUCCUAAUAUACAGGACUUGCUAGUCUUUUGUGAUAGCAUUUUGUCAAUUAAAAUACUUUAAAACAUUAGCUAUUUUCAACAUUGCUUUUGUGUAAAUAAACAAAGUAAAUAAAGUCUGAAUAGCAUGGGGAUGUUGAAACAAGCUGAUCAUUGCAUAAGGUAUUAUUAGAAAUAGUAUUUUCAGGAACUUUGUCUAAAACAUUCUGAAGAACAGUCAGUUUAUUCUGAACUGGGGUUUCUUUUAAAAUAUGGUACAACUUCAGUAUUGUAUUUUUCAUAUACAAAUUAAAAUGCUUUACAAAUUCUAUACAAGACAAUAGACCGUAUGUAGUAUAAAACUGUUUUGCAGGAAAGAGUAGUUUAAAAUAAUUGAAAUGAGUGUAUUUGGUAAUAAUGCCACUAUACAAGUAAUAGAAGUUGAGAAGCUUAGGCAGAGCAUAAAGAUUUGAAGGCAGGAGUAGAGAGAGAGAGAGACAGGUAGUUUUUAGGAGGUGCAGGAGUGAUUUCUUGCCCAACUGCCCUUCAGUAGUGGGAGUGGACAGAGGAGUCAGAUGCCAGAAUGAGCAGGGGUGCAUAGAGUCUAUCUCUGAGAGAAUGGGGCAAUCUUGUAAAUAAGGAGGGCAGUUUUGAAAAGGAUACUAGAAUGAAGAGGAAGCCCAUGGAGGUGUUUAGAGAUGGGCCAGAUGCACUUCUGUUUCUGGCUACUUAUGUGAGAAGUGCAGCAGUGUUGGACACUUGCUGGCUUAGGGAAAGCUGAUUUUUGGAAGUCUGUGGAAGAAGGCAUUUUAGUGAUCAAGGUGUUAAGAGAUGAUUGGGCAAAUGUUUCAGCAUACGUGGAAUAAAAGGGUUUAUCUGAGCAAUGUAGUUGCAGUGGUAAUAGGAAGAUAUGUAUAGACAGGAUAUGGAGUUUGGGGUUCAAGAUGAAGUCAAGGUUAUGGACUGUAGUGACAAAUUGGGGGUUAACUGAGGUGGGUGCUGGUCUUGCUCAAGAAAAGCAUUUCUGAUUUUAUGGGAUUGAGAUGAAAAGCCACCUGUGAAGGGUGAACAGGCAGGAAACACUAAAAGUGUGGAAAAACAUGUACAGAUUAAUGGUUUUCAGUGUCAAAGUGGUAAAGUUUGAGAUUAAUGAACAAGGGAAGAGAAUAGAUGUAAAAAAGAAGAAGGACUAAAAGCUUCCUGUACUUGUACUAAUAUAAUUAGUAUUGAGCAAGAGAGAUGCCAGAAUGAAUUGUACACUUGGUAUCUAAAUACACUGAUCAAAAUACAGUCCCGUUUUGAGACUAGCCCUUAGAACACAGACACUUGGCAUGCUACCAGCCAAGCAAAUGUUUAGGAGGGCAUUAGUUAUAUAUAUCUAGUCUCCAAAGGAUUGGAUGGUAGGAUGUCAGAGCAUACAAAUAGUAUUGAAUAUAUUUUCAGUAUUAGUAGUCACUGAAAAGAUAAACUAUUUUAAUAGGCUGUUUAGGCCUGAUUUUAAGUUCAAAACCAAAAGGAAGCCCUCUAUUUAUUUAAAUACUAAUGGACCUACAAAUAAAGCUAUGUGUAAAGUCUCGUCUUAUUACAGCUAAAUAUUGGGUUUGAUCUUUAGCCAUGAAUUUCUUUUUAUGGAUAUAUGCACUUCUUAAAAUCUUUUGUAAUCAAGGAAAUCCACAAAACAGAAUUUGUGCAUAGCAAAUGUUUUAGGGCCCAUAUGAUCCAAAAACGAUGACAGCCAUCAAAGCCAUACAGACAGAAUUCUGACUUAUUCAGGGGAAGUAGAAUGGAGCUGUCAUCAAGGCAAGAAAUAUAUUGGACCCAUGCUCAGAUUCAACAUUUUCCCUGUCUUGAGUUACAGUCAGUGAUUUCCAGGGCAACUAGUGUGUCCACUCCCUCACCUAAUCCUGCACUGAGAUGAUAUAUUAUUUUCUGAGUAUUCUUAGUGCAGUCCCCUGGCAUUCUGCUGGCUGGAUGAAAUCCAACUCUAUCUUUGGACAGUCUACGUCCCCGCUACAUAUCUUGAAUGUCCCUUGGAAUAAGGAGAAGCUUCCAAGUACUAUAUACUUAGGCUUCUUCUCAAAAGGAUUCCUAGUAUGCUGACUAACUGAAUAUUGCAUGUGCCUGUUUUGUAAUUGGUACUGUCUGUUUAACAUGAAGCUUUUCUUUUUAAAUGACUGAUGUGUGUUGUGUACAGAUUUAUUGGUCAACAUUUCCUUAACCUGGCACUAGCUUGUUUUUUAACUCCAAACUUUUUAUCAGUAUCUCUGAUAGAUUGUACAAUUCUCGACUACCUGAUAAAUCAACUAUUUUAAUCCUCACAAAUACUACACGCUGAAAGUUCCCCAGUGCACUUUGAUCUUAUGUUCUAAAGCUGUCUUGGGUCUUAUGGAAAGCUUCAACCCAGAGUGAAUUUCAAGAGCUCAGUUCACUAUUGGCAUAUGGGAGGCUUACACAUCUAACUCCCAAUGAUACUGAUUAUAAGUCCUCUGUAUCAAGACUAUUGUCGACCUUUUCGUUAUCAAAACUGCUGUUAAAAUUUAAUUGAUACCAAGUCCAUCCCAUGUUUUUGUUCACCUAGAAAGGAGAAACCUGCACUUUGUAAUGGGACUCUGUGGCUAGUGAUCUCUUUCUCCACCACAGUAACCUCUUAGGCCAUUCAACUGGCCCUUUGAAAUUAGGAUAGUGGGGGUUGGAAUUAAGACUCUUUUCUCUUUCUUGGAGGUCAGCACAAGGCCCUGUAGCAGCCCAGUGUAUAUGAAGAGAACGACUUGCUUGGGCUUCUGCUCAAUAGAGGCAAUGGUUCUUGCCAGUUCCUUCUCAACCUCUUUGGGUAGCUCUAGCACGGCACAGCUCUUUUCACUUUCUUCCGAAUGCUGCUGCUCGCUAUCUGGUGACAGACAAGUAUUCCUAAAAAUAGUAUAUGUAGCUGAUGGACAAAAUACAAAAAGCAAAUACUGGGCCUUGUCAUGAGAGUGGCUAGUUAGUGAAGCCCAAAUGUUGGGACCAGGACUAUGGGAGGUAGAUGAGGCAAGUGUAAAUGUGACCAAAAGAAGAAACUAUCGGCAUUUCUGUCGCAGGUGACAGCGAGGUGUGGAGAUCCCCAAACCCAUCAUACUGUGUACUGAAAAUUCUGCAGAAGGGAGAUUCUCCAGCAAAAGUGAAAUUAAACAUGGUUCCAUCUCUAAUUGUUGCAUGGUUCCUACUUUUAAGCAUUAUAGACUUACCUGUUUUAAUUAGCAUAGAUGCAAUUGAAUUGUCUUAAGUUACUGCCUAACUUCAGAGCAAAAAAUUGUGACCAUUCAUAUUCAAGUAUUUUUCUGUCUUUUCUAGGCGCUUCAGAAAUGGCUACCACACAGUCUGUCUUCACAUUUGCUCUCUGCAUUUUAAUGAUAACUGAAUUAAUAUUGGCUAGAGAAAGCUACUAUGACAUUUUAGGAGUUCCAAAAAAUGCAUCUGACCGCCAGAUCAAGAAGGCAUUUCACAAACUGGCCAUGAAGUACCACCCAGACAAAAAUAAGAGUCCUGGUGCAGAAGCAAAAUUCAGAGAAAUUGCAGAAGCAUAUGAAACGUUAUCGGAUGAGAAUAAACGAAAAGAAUAUGACCAAUUUGGCCAUGGUGGAGGACAAGGAAAUAAUGGAAGCCCAUUUCAACAGUCAUUUAAUUUCAAUUUUGAUGACUUGUUCAAAGAUUUUGACUUUUUUGGUCAAAACCAAAACUCACGGUCGAAGAAGCAUUUUGAAAAUCACUUCCGGGGUCAUCGGGAGGCUCACAGCAGGCAAAGACGUUCUUUCCAAGAUUUCUCCUUUGGAGGUGGACUGUUUGAUGAUGUGUUUGAAGAUAUGGAAAAAAUGUUUUCUUUCAGUGGCUUUGACAGUGCACACCAGCACACAGUACGAACUGAUAGCAGAUUCCAUGGAUCUAGCAAGCAUUGUAGGACUGUCACUCAGCGCCGAGGAAACAUGGUUACUACAUACACAGACUGUUCUGGACAAUAACGAUUCCUUUUUCUUCCAUAUUUCUCUUCCCGUUUCCUCACCUUGAUGAUUUUCUUGUUUAGUUGCUAAUAUGGAACAGAAACUCUUCUCUGAACUGUCUGAUAAACUAUUAAAGUAUUUAAUGUAAUUGCAGUAAAGAAAUUCAGUUAAACUAAUUCUUGCAACUGAAACAACAUGCAGCAAAGUGGGAGAUGAGUGCCUCGUUAUCUGUCUAGAAAGGGUGUGUGUGUGGGGAAAUAAAUCCCAUAUCAUAAAACAACAUAAAUGUUUACUAAAUUGAAAUAUAUUUCAAUCUUUUAACAUAUGAAGAGGUUUUUUUAAUAUACUCUUACCUUAAUGUGACUUUUGUCUAUACCCCUGGUAGGAUGUUUGACUUACUGAUGCAUGUAUAGCCACGUGAGUUAAACUAACUUAUUAUGAAGUGUUACACUUAAAACUUCCUUUUUUUUUAAAUUAUCCUUAUAGACUAGACUUGCAGUAUUUAGCUGCUGUAGACAACGUGGGAACUGUGUAUAAUUCACACACAAUACAGCAGUGGAAAUUUAGCUCAUCUGCAUUUUAACUUGCAUGAUCAGUUCUAGAAAUGUGAAUGUAGAACAUCUUUAAAACCGUGAAAUGAACAGUGUAAGGAACCAUUGCCUGGAGUUUAGAAGUUUGUUUGUAUUUCAAAAUGUCCUUUCAUUGGCCACAAGCCUGUAAAGACUUUAGCAUGAGCAUAACUGUACAUAUGUGAGUUGUCUGACUCCAGUGGGACUACUUUUGUGUGUAAAGUUAUGUACGUGUAAGUCUUUGUAGGAUCCUGGACGUUAUCUUCUAAAAACUAAAUAUGAGAACCUGUAUUAUUGCAGUACAUACUUACUGUUUAGUUAUUUCGCCCUGGAAAAUGGAGUAGUGAAAUUUUUACUUUUUAAAUUCUCAUGAUGCUAUAGUGAACUUUAAACUAAGUAAAAUUAGAUCCCUGUGCCUGAUGUGACUUGUAGGUCAAUCAAGUACAUUUUUUGUAGUAAAUAGAUCUGGAAACUCCACAUCGCAGAUUUCUUCAUUUAAAAGAAGUAUUGGCCCAGCUCCACAACUUGAGAGGUAAACUCUUCUCAAAGUGAAUAAACAGCAAAAUUGAAAGUUAGACUUUUUGUGGUAUUUGUUUAGUAACAUUUGGCAACUUGAGUCUGCUGUAGUGGUGGCAUCAUACUAAAGUUGUCAUUUGCUAUACAGCCAUCAAUGAAGUCCAUAAGUCAAUAUAAACUGGAAGGAAAAUCCUCAGUAUUCAAAUGUCACCCUAAUAGAUCUCUACAUCAGUCCUUGAAGAUUUUCUUUGAGUAUUAAUAUAGGACUGGCUGGGCUUCCCUGUAGUCACUGUAUCAAACUGCAUCUUUUCAGUAAGAUGGCUGCCACACACAAUUGAGAAUUGCCAGUUGUAACUUAAACUAAUUUUUAGAAAUACAUUUAACUUAAUUUAUGUGAAAACUUACCUUUUACGUUGAUUGAGUAAACAAAUUUAGUGCAGGCUUCUCUAAGUUGCAGUGUCCUAAAUAGGUUUCAUCUGUUUAAAAAGCUCUAGACUAAUUUUAUUAUAAGGAAGAGACUUUGCCCUUUAGCUCUCAUUUAAUAUUCCUCAGCUACAUCCUCACUCAUCGUGCUAAGCUUCCCACGACCGUCAAUAUUGUCUUUUGUUAAAUUUCACUCACCUAGAAGUCUAGAAAGGAUUUUUGUUAUAUUAAGUGCUUUCUCUUUCAUCCUUUGUCUACUUUAUUUAUAAAUUGACUAAUACCUCAUAUUCUGUCUUUAUAAAAAGCCAGUAAUUUGUGAAACCUUGUCAGAAUGUGCAAUAUUCUUAUGGUAGAAAGAAAUGUGCUUUUGUUUUUUUGUGCAAGUAGAUUUUAAUUCUGUUGUGUACGUUAAUGUAAAUGUCUGCACUUUUUCCAUAACAUAUUCCAUAUGGAUAUUAAUCCUAUGGAUAAAUUUAAGCAAAAAUAGCACCUGUCAUUCAUACAACAUGGGUAUGUAAGUAAACAAAUAUUUACAACUUGA
Molecule: messenger RNA, 8100 nt
Organism: Chrysemys picta bellii (western painted turtle)
Lineage: Eukaryota; Metazoa; Chordata; Testudines; Emydidae
Gene: DNAJB9
Product: DnaJ heat shock protein family (Hsp40) member B9
Cellular component (GO): endoplasmic reticulum
Molecular function (GO): misfolded protein binding; protein-folding chaperone binding
Source: RefSeq, a predicted model, not a curated record